Molecule: messenger RNA, 4867 nt
Organism: Physcomitrium patens
Lineage: Eukaryota; Viridiplantae; Streptophyta; Bryopsida; Funariales; Funariaceae
Product: tripeptidyl-peptidase 2
Biological process (GO): proteolysis
Cellular component (GO): cytosol
Molecular function (GO): tripeptidyl-peptidase activity; serine-type endopeptidase activity
Source: RefSeq, a predicted model, not a curated record
CACAAUCUCAAUCGUCCCCUCCCACGAACCACAGCCUCCGAACCUCCCACGUAUUGCUCCAAUUUGUGCACAUCCUGUAGCUGUGGCGUGUCGUCGUGCAUUCGCUUCUGAACGUGCUGGCGAAUCCUGCGUAGUUUCUGAGCAUUGGGGUGUGACAUGAAGCAAAUAGUGCCUUACUCAUUCCCUUUCGUGGUUUAGUGCCACAUUCAACCCGCAUCAGCUGUCAGUUCAAUCGAGAAAGUAGGGCAAUCAGUUCCACUUCCCUUUCUCCCCACUGCUCAGAAUUUAGGCUAUGUUGUCCAGCCACAUAGCUUCCUCCUCAUGCAGCGGUCUGAGACUUGGGUCUACAUCAUGUCUGAAGUUGAAAGCUAGGAAAGGAUGCGUUCACAGACGGUGUGGAAGUGGGCUUCUACCUGUCCAAAGUCGGCUGCAGGGGAGGAGUUUCAGAUUGCCAAAUGCCAAGAGAGGGGUUCCUCCUCAUAACAGCUUGGGGACAGCCAUUAAGAACUUCAAGUGGCAGGACUUACAAAGCUCCUGGAUUUCCAGCAAUCGGGAGCUUCUCAGUCAUGAUUUUCCGCGAAACUUUUCAGUCCUUGGAAGCCAGGACACUUAUUCUACUAGUAUGGAUUUCAAUGAAGGGUCGUACCGGACAGAGUUCAAUUAUCCUUCGAGUUCAGACUCGCAUUUCCUAGAAGGGUUGAUGCCUAAAAAGGGUAUUGAAGCUAUACAAUUUCUUGAAGAGCAUCCCGAAUAUGAUGGAAGGGGUAUCACGGUAGCAAUUUUUGAUUCUGGAGUGGAUCCCGCAGCCGCUGGUUUGCAAGUUACGACAGAUGGAAAGCCUAAGGUUAUUGACGUACUUGAUUGCACUGGGAGUGGUGAUGUGGAUACUUCUACAAUUGUGACAGCUGAUGAAGACGGUUUUAUUACCGGAGCUUCAGGAGCCCGUCUACAAAUAAACAAAGAGUGGAUAAAUCCAACAGGGGAAUGGAGGGUAGGGUCUAAAUUGGCUUUCUCGCUGUUCACAGGGACUCUCAUUAAUCGUCUAAAGGGAGAGCGCAAGAAAAAGUGGGAUGAGAAGCAAAGGGAGGCAUUAACUGAGGCUCUUCGUCAGCUUACAGAAUUUGAUAAGAAGCACCUCAAACCAACUGAGCCAGCGCUCAAGAAAGCUCGAGAGGAUCUUCAGAAUCGAGUUGAUUUUAUUCAGAAACAAUCGGAUGUAACUAUUUUUUACCUGAGUUACGAAGAUAAUGGGCCAGUUAUUGAUGCAGUAGUAUGGCAUGAUGGAAAUUUGUGGAGGGCUGCAUUAGACACUCAAGAUAUGGAAGAGGAAAGCGGACUUGGAAAGCUUGCAGACUGUACUCCUCUAACCAAUUACAGGAUGGAGCGGAAGUAUGGGGUCUUUACCCGAAUGGAUGCCUGCACAUACGUAUUAAAUAUUUUUGAUGAUGGCAAUGUUCUCAGCAUCGUCACAGACUGCUCCCCACAUGGGACACAUGUUGCAGGAAUCACAGCUGCCCACCACCCGGAGGAACCACUCUUGAAUGGAGUAGCACCAGGAGCUCAAAUAGUCUCUUGCAAGAUUGGCGAUACGCGACUCGGCUCAAUGGAAAUGGGCACUGGCCUAGUUCGCGCCCUCAUUGCAGUAGUUGAGACAAAAUGUGAUCUUAUAAACAUGAGUUAUGGAGAGCCGACCUCAAUGCCAAACUAUGGUCGUUUUAUCCAACUAGCUGAAGAGGUGGUAAACAAACAUGGGGUGAUAUUUGUGUCUAGUGCGGGUAACAACGGUCCAUCACUUACAACGGUAGGUGCCCCAGGGGGCACAUCAUCAAGUAUCUUAUCCGUUGGGGCAUACGUGACUCCAUCAAUGGCUGCUUCAGCUCACUCUUUGGUUGAAACUCCCACAGAGGGCGUCCAGUACACCUGGUCAAGCAGGGGACCAACAGCAGAUGGGGAUAUCGGUGUUACCCUGAGUGCACUGGGUGGGGCAGUUGCACCUGUGCCCAAAUGGACUCUACAACCACGCAUGUUGAUGAAUGGUACAUCUAUGUCUUCUCCCUGUGCCUGCGGUGGCAUUGCACUGGUUCUUAGCGCUCUCAAGGCAGAAGGACGUAAAAUCAGCCCCCACGUCGUGAGAAAAGCACUCGAAAACACUGCUGCUCCGGUCCAUGACGUGCCUGAAGAAACUCUCACAAUUGGUCGUGGUCUCUUACAAGUUGAUAGGGCGUAUAAGUAUUUGCAAACUUGCGAAGAACUUCCACCCGUGCAUUACACAGUGGAAGUUGGUCGUGGCCCUAACACAGGCGUCACUUUUCGAGGAGUGUACUUGCGGGAGGCGUAUGAUUGCCGACAAGCAAGUGAGUGGAAUAUUACUGUCAAGCCCCAAUUUCCUGAGGAUGCUGAUAACCUCAAUCAAGUGGUGCCUUUUGAGGAACGUGUGAAGUUGGAGAGUGGGAAUCUAUCCUGGCUCAAGUGUCCUGAAUAUCUAUUACUCACUAACAAUGGGCGCUCUUUCAAUAUUGUAGUGGAUCCAACUGGCUUGAAGGAUGGACUGCACUACGCAGAAGUUGUGGGUGUCGACUCUGAGGCACCAUGGCGAGGACCCCUUUUUAGAAUACCUGUGACCAUAUGCAAGCCUCUUGAGUUAAAAACAUCGCCACCAGUAGCGUCUUUUUCAAAUUUGUCAUUCGUUCCAGGGGCAAUUGAGCGAAGAUUUAUUUCCGUUCCAGAGGGCACAACUUGGGCGGAAGCUACCCUCAAAAUGGCUGGCUUUGAUACUCCACGAAGAUUUUAUGUGAAUGCUGUGCAGCUUGUUCCCAAGCAACGGCCAUUUGUGUGGUCCAGUUUUGUGAACUUCCAAUCGCCAUCAUCAAAGUCAUUUGCAUUCCCGUUGAUAGGAGGAGUAACCAUGGAACUCACUAUUGCUCAGUUCUGGUCCAGUGGUAAUGGUAGUCAUAUACCAGCUACUGCAGAUGUAGAGAUUGAGUACCAUAGUUUACUUGGUGUUAAUAAUGAGGUACUCAUUAAAGGUAGCGAGGGUACAGCUCGGGUGGAUGUAAAAGCAGCUCUUGGCUCUGAAACUUUAGCUCCAUCUGCCACUUUGAAAAAGGUUCGUGUCGCAUAUCGUCCUGUGGAGGCAAAGGUUGCGCCUUUGUCAGCCUUAAGGGAUAAAUUGACUGAUGGGAGACAGAUAAACGCUCUCACGUUGACAUAUAAAUUCUCACUUGCAGAAGGUGGCAAUGUGACCCCAAGGAUCCCCAUUUUGAAUGGGCGCAUGUAUGACAAUGAAUUCGAGUCUCAGUUCUACAUGCUUUGUGAUUCCAACAAGAGAGUACUUUCGAUGGGAGAUGUCUACCCAGUAGGUGUAAAACUCUCCAAAGGAGACUAUACUUUGUUACUCCAUAUCAGGCAUGACAACAUGAAUCAUCUAGAAAAGCUGAAGAAGGCAGUCCUACUCCUUGAUCGCGAUCUGGAAGAUAAGAACUCAAUAAAGCUGGGUUUUUCAUCCCAUAUCGAUGGGGUUAUAACCGGAGGUGGACCCUUCAAAAGUGCUCUUCUAGCUGCUGGAGAAACACGGCCCUUCUACAUUGUUGCGCCAACUGAUGAUAGGAUACCUAAGGAUGCAACCCCAGGUUCUUUGUUGUUGGGUGAGAUAUCGUAUGGGGAGGUGUCGGUUGGGAAUAGAGGUGGUAAUGGAGGAGCAGCCUGCCCUUCUAAGGCGAGAAUCACAUUUGUUGUGCCCCCACCACCAAAGAGUGAGGACAAAGCAAAAGAAAAGGAAGAUGGAGUUAAGAAGAAUGUUUCUGAUACUUUGGAGGAAGAGGUGAGAGAUGCAAAAAUCAAAGUUCUUUCUAGCUUUUUGUUGAGUACAAAGGAAGAACGAGAAGAAUGGGAGAAGCUGGCGGAGUCAUUCAAGGCUGACUAUCCUAAGCACCUCCAACUUAUGAUAGAGAUAUUAAACAAGGUGUCUGGGUUACAAGGCAAAGAAGAGGAGAAGUUCAGUGUUGUCAAGAUUAUUGAAGCAGCUGAUGACGUGAUUCGCCUAGUGAAUACCGAUAGUCUUGCAAGACACUUUGCUAUGAAAUGUGAAGCUGAAGAUGCUGAUGCUGCGAAAGUGAAAAAGGAGAUGGAGAAACAACGAGAUGCAUUAGCAGAUGCGUUGUACAAGAAGGGGCUUGCUCUCAUCCAACUUGAAGAGGAUCGAACAACUCAGCAGAACGAGAAGUCCCUUGAAGUCUCAUCAACUUCGUCUACUGAAUCUGAUACACCAGAUGCAGGCUUUGAUAAAGAAAAGGCAGCAGAACAAAGUGAGAAGGUGGAACCUCCAUCUAAUGUAUCAUCUCCUUCGAAGCCAGAAUCUAGCUCUGAGAUGUCUACCUCAACAACUGAUGAGUUGGAACAGACUUUUGCCGAACUACGCAAGUGGGCUGAUACUUCCUCCUCCAAAUAUCUUUUACUAACUGUGAAACGGGAAAAGCGUGUUGGUCGUCUCGGAAGUGCUCUGAAGUUCUUGGGUGAUCUGAUCCAAGACGAGAGCAUGCCACCUCAGAAGAAUUUGUACGAGAUUCGCAUCCAACUCCUUGAAGAAAUUGGAUGGUCACAUUUGGCUGCGUAUGAACGCAAGUGGCUGUCUGUGCGCUUCCCUACUUCAUGUCCCCUCUUCUAGUUCCUGCAUUAUCUGCAUCUCCGAUUGAGUUGCAAUUGAGCACAAUCCGAUUUUGAAGAGGGGAAUGAACGCUGCACAAUUCUUUGUUGACAUAACCUCAGCAGUGUGACACUUAGGUGAUGGUCAAACAGAAGUGAGGUGCCAUAACAAGCUGUUGUAUGAGCAGAUGCUUACGGUAAUAAAGUUUGUAUGCUAAUUCAAACA